Molecule: messenger RNA, 5786 nt
Organism: Oncorhynchus keta (chum salmon)
Lineage: Eukaryota; Metazoa; Chordata; Actinopteri; Salmoniformes; Salmonidae
Product: complement C1q-like protein 4
Exons: 3
Coding region: 1746-2471 (241 amino acids)
Molecular function (GO): protein binding
Source: RefSeq, a predicted model, not a curated record
GAACUGUUGCAUUUCGGUAAAGACGUUUACCAGUAGAUUUCAAGAUGAAAAUCUACAAAAUGUAUCGUUAGAAUAUUUUAGACCAUAAAAAGGACGUGAAAAGUUAAUGAAUUAAGUCACUGUCUAUUAGUUAAGUCACUGUCUAUUAGCCUCGGUUGUUGAUGGCCGGGUGAUCUGUUACGCACUGACUUAAAACAAAUAACGAUUGGCGCACGACGGCUCAUUGUUGCAGGCUAGCCUUUAAUCAAAGUGAAUAGUUUGUGGUUUACGACAACAAUUUUGGUCAAAUUAGAAAAAAACGGAAAGUGGACUUGCUGUUAGUUUUCGAGUUCGUCGGACUACUCUAUAGCUUGGCAUCUCACCAAGGCGAACGUGAGGAUGAGCUGUCCUCACAGAUUUCUCGACCACGUUGAAAGUCUGACUGCACUUGGCUGAGAAAAUCACCAUACCACGUCGUAUCGCAGAUUAUCGACACUUCUAUUGAGCAGCGAGGAGGAAAAGAAUGCUCCUGGCACAAGAUGUCUGAUUCGGAAGCAAACAGUGGAACCUGAGAUAUUCUCUGCUACGACUCAGCGCGCCACAAAAAAAACAGAGGAACAAGUUUUCAUGAGGAACAGAACAUUUUCUCAAAACUGUGUUUUGAUAAAUACUGACUUAAAAAUAUAUAUAUAUCUGAGAGGGGAAUGUGUUAGUCUACCCAUGAGGAAAACACACCCAGGAUUAAGCAAAUUUAAAAUACAUAGAGAAAGAGAAGCACAAGGAAAGAGGAAGGAAAAAAGACCAGAGAUUUAAACAUUUUUUUUCAUUCCCUUCCACUGAUCCUUGGACCAGACAAGUGAGUGUCCUUCACUGAACGCCUUGGGUGAGAUGGACUCCAGUGGGAAUACUGGAGCAGCAGACCCCACCUGACAGCUCUCCAACUGAGAAAUAUAAGGACAUUUCAACAGGAGAUUCUGCUGACAUUUUGUCUGAAAAAUAUUAAUAUUUUUAAAGAACCCUCUAGAACCAUCUACAAUCUACUAUAUUCUAUCCCAGGGAAAACCCUUGUAUUUAUCCUUCCAAAGAACUGGAUGUGUGACUUAGUCCGUUUCAACCCAUGUAUGCAACACGGAGAAGGUGUCCACACUCAACUGGCUGGUUUCACCUCUAGUCCUCCAAAGAUAAUAACAUACUACUUUUGAUAUCAGUGAGAUCUUUACUGAAAAUAGGGAUGAAAAACGUGAAUAAAUAUUGCUUUGCGGACGAAAAGUCCAAUCUUCAAAAAUAGAUGUGAAGAAAAAGGUGUUGAGAAAUCCAAAGAUAAACCUAGUCAUUUUUGUUAUUUUUAUUUAAUGGAAGGGAAAAACAUGUUUCUCCUCCUGACAUUUGACUUCAACAACUCCUGAGCUUUGUUGUUCCUUCAGUGUCCUAUAGCAUCUCAUUCCUUUCUUUACAUUGAAAUCUCCUGAAUUUCCAGUCUCUCCUCAUAAACCUCUUACCCUUUCACUCUCCCUCAUUUACCCCUUCUUUCCCUUUAUUUGACCUAACUACCUCACCACCUACUCGCGGUGUAGAACCUCUCUGCCUCCUCCCCUUUCCCCCUCAGCGCCUCUCUCUCACCAUCUUUCCACUUAGUCCCGGUUAUCCCAGAGUUCAUUCUGGCCGGCACCACCGUUCCGGCCAAGGGGGAGGAGGACUUCCUUACGCUGGCCGCCACCCGGCUCAGCCGCAGGAAACGUGUCAUCGGGGCAGGAGUGGGCGUGGCCAUGGUGCUGGUGCUGCUGGUUGCCAUCCCCUUAUUGGUUCACACCACCAAAGGGGGCGCGUCUGGGGGCGGGAGCACCCAUUAUGAGAUGCUCGGCAGCUGCAAGAUGGUGUGCGACUCUUUCACCCCCCCACAGGGAAGCCACGAGCUGACUGCUGUCUCCCCCCAACCCCCAGACUUCACAGGGAGAAGGGGCAAAUCUGGGUUUCGUGGGAGCCCUGGACCCCCUGGCCCCCCAGGCCCCAGAGGUCCCCCUGGAGAACCAGGCAAGCCAGGCCCCCCUGGGCCCGCUGGCCCUGGCCCAGGGGGCUAUGUCCCCUCCUUCUACAGCCCCAAGAUUGCCUUCUAUGCAGGCCUCCGUAAACAGCAUGAAGGGAGUGAAGUGUUGAGGUUUGACGAUGUGGUGACCAAUGUGGGGAACUACUAUGAACCCAGUACUGGCAAGUUCACCUGCCCCCUGCCUGGCAUCUACUUCUUCACCUACCAUGUCCUGAUGAGGGGCGGAGAUGGCACCAGCAUGUGGGCCGACCUGAAGAAGAAUGGACAGGUGAGGGCCAGUGCCAUAGCCCAGGAUGCUGAUCUGAACUAUGACUAUGCCUCCAACAGUGUCAUCCUGCACCUGGACGUGGGGGACGAAGUGUGUGUGCAGCUCGAUGGGGGCAAAGUCCACGGAGGAAACACCAACAAAUACAGCACCUUCUCUGGCUUCCUCAUCUACCCUGACUGAUGGCAUUCAUGCGUUACACAUACACACACACACAAACAUACAACCACACAAACAAACAAUCUCCCAGGCAAACAUAUACAGCACCUUCUUCAGGAUUCUGAUCCAACCUGAUUCUCUAAACCCUCUCUCUCUCUCUCUCUCUCUCUCUCUCUCUCUCUCUCUCUCUCUCUCUCUCUCUCUCUGUUGCUAAACACACACAUUAUUUAAAGAAACAGAUGCAAUGGGAAAAGGAAUAUGUAUAUUUGCUCUGUGUUUUUUAUGUCUAUAACAGUUUGGAUAGUGGCCUAAACAUAACAUUCCAAACCAAGUGCAGUUAGAAGGCAUCUAAUGUGCAAGUGUGUAUAUAGAAAUGUUAAUUUAAUAGGGGCGGCAGCGUAGCCUAGUGGUUAGAGCGUUGGACUAGUAACCGGAAGGUUGUGAGUUCAAACCCCCGAGCUGACAAGGUACAAAUCUGUCGUUCUGCCCCUGAACAGGCAGUUAACCCACUGUUCCCAGGCUGUCAUUGAAAAUAAGAAUAUGUUCUUAACUGACUUGCCUGGUUAAAUAAAGGUAAAAUGAAAAAAAAUAAGAAAAAAUACACAUCCAUUUGUUUGUCGUGCUGCAGCACCCAUACUUCCCACGGCUAUGGGUCCGCGGAGGUACUGCAGGAGGUCCAGUUCGCCUGCAGGUCUAAAGAUUUUUUUUUUUUUUAAUUAAUAUUACUGUGUUGUGUAAUUCUCAUGAUAUCCCUGAAUCACAGAUAUUUAAAUUAAACUAGCAUGUAAGUAUGUGGUGAUAAACAAGAAUUAUGUCAAGACAAAAAAUGAUAUAAUCUUGAUAUUGUGUAUAUUCUUAAAGUUACAUACACUCCCCUCCAUACCUAUGUGGACAGUGAAAGAUUUUAUUUUUAAUCCAGCAUUUUAGAUUUGAGAUAGAAUGUUGAGAUAGAAUGUUGAGAUAGAAUGUAUCAUGCAAGGCGACAGUGCAGAACGUCACCUUUUAUUUUAGGGUUAUUUUCAUACAUAUCCGUUUUACCGUUUAGAAAUCAAAGCACUUAUGUAUCAAAGCACUUUUUUUAAUCUAUUUGAAUAAGUCAUAAGUAUUUGUACAAAUUCACUUAUUCUGUAUUAAAGUAGUGAAACGCUAUAAGUAUUUGGUCCCAUAAUCCUUGCACACAAUGACUACAUCAAGCCUGUGACUCUAAAAACGUGUUGUAUGCAUUUGCGUUUUUGUGUGUGUGUGUGUGUUUUGGAGAGAGAAAAUUGCCCAAUAGGGACUAGAUUCAAAAAGUGUUUUCAUUUCUUAACGGUAAAAGAGAUAGCCUAUGCAUGAAAAUACCCUCAAAUAAAAGAUGACAUUCUGUACUGUUGCCUCAUAUGAAACAUGUGUUCUCAAAACCAAAAUGCUGGAGUAUAGAGCCAAAUAAAAAAAUGCAGCUUCACUGUCCAAAUACAUACGUAUGGAGUGGAGUGUGUAUAUUCACUUCCGAUGUACACACAUCUGUGUAUAUGAUCAGGUACGUGGAAGCAUACAUGACUCGCAUGCAUUACACACACACACACACACACACACACACACACACACACACACACACACACACACACACACACACACACACACACACACACACACACACACACACACACACACACACACACACACACACACACACACACACACACACACACAGUGAUUAAUUGACUUCCCCUAUCUAGUGUUGCAUUGACAGGAGCUGACCAUUUCGACCACCAGUGUGGAAUUGAGUAAAAUGGUCUCAGAAUGCAGACUGUAAAUCGAACACUUCGAGCUUGGCUGCGGGGCCUCCCGCCUCCCUUCUUCGCUCUGAGAUGGAUUUCCAAUAUGGCUGAAGACACAAAACGAGAAAAGUCAUGAAUAUAUUGAUCGGAGCUGAUAAUACACGCAACAUCACGGACAUCAUCCAGUAUGGUGUGUGUGUGUGUGUGUGUGUAAAGAUAAGUAUCAUGUUGUUGUUAGUUUUACCCACAUGGCCCCUGGCUACAGCUAUGGGGGGGUCCCCAACACACAGGAUAUCAAUGAUGAGGCUUAUGGCAGACAGAUACACUAUUUUUCCAGACCUUAUGGCGGAUGAUAGAGCAUCAUCAUGUUCCACUAAUGAUCCCAGACAUCCUGUGUAUAAACCCUCAACUGUUGGCGGGACUACUAUAGGAUUACUAUUCCUAUAUUCACUUUACAUUCAAUUGAUAACAUAGCAAUUUAAAAUGGGUAUCAAAUGCAUGCACAGAGAUGGAGCUUUAGAUCAUACUGGUUAUUUGUAUAUAGAUGAGUCUUCUUUUCUUCAAAGGUAAAGCAGACGGUUUGUUUACAUGGUGGAUAUGGACAUUGAGGAUUCAUCUUGUACAGAACUAGUUUCACAUUUUCAAAUAUAUGCUACCGUAGAGUGUCUUCAAUGGAAAUGUGCAUCUUUGUGUGUUUUAUUGAAUGUACCAUACAUUACUAAUUGUAAAUGCAAUCCAAAUAUGCAGGUUCAGGUUGAUGCUGUCGGUCAAAGAUGUUAUGCAAACACUUGACACAGUGGCAACGAGAAUCUAUAAUGUUUCACUUGUGUUAUCGAUCAGAAUGGAUUUCAUGGCGAUUUCAGUGUGGCGACAUUAUUAUCUUGUCAUACCAUAACAAAAUACAACCAUCUUUACAUCAAUGUAAAUGCCCUGCCUAGACAAUACCAUGAAAAACAGAUCCUCGCGACACGCAUCUGUAGUUAUAGCAUCAUACAUGUAUCUAAUGUAAGUAGUUGUAUAUGUUACAGGACUUCAGAGGAUGGCUCUAUUGUAACAAGUAGUUAUAUUAGGAAAACCACAGAAUAAACCAUUGCUGCAGCAGGGAUGAUCCUGCUGCUCCAUGUGUGUGCAUUAAUGUUACAACACAGUGUACCGGUCGCUGUGUGUCGAGUCUCAGGUCCAACUACAGGACAGAGCUUUGGGCUUCAUCUAGAGACAGAACACUGGUUAUUAUCAAACUGCAUCAGUCAGAUGAAAACAUUAUUCCUGUAUUAUACCUUUAAUGGACAGUAUUGCAACAACCAUCUACCAUCUCAUUUACACCAAAGUAAUGUACAGAUUAGUUUGUGUGUGAGUGUACAUGAUCUCUCUCUGUGUCAUGCUGCAUUCUGCUGUGUUCCCUGGCACUAAACCAUGUUAAAUAACUUACUGUUGAAAAAGAAACCUGAUUCUUGUUUUUGAACAGUAUGAAUUGAUUGUUGUCACUGUACCUUGCAAGCUGAGCUGUAUGUGUAUAUUUUAUGUAUGAUACUAAAAACUCAGCCCUAAGACUAUAUAUAAGACCUACAAUAAACCAAUG